Molecule: messenger RNA, 564 nt
Organism: Lycium barbarum (goji berry)
Lineage: Eukaryota; Viridiplantae; Streptophyta; Magnoliopsida; Solanales; Solanaceae
Exons: 2
Coding region: 1-564 (187 amino acids)
Source: RefSeq, a predicted model, not a curated record
AUGAUUUUUGAUGGAUUCAUGAUCGCUGGGACUAGCUUCACCACUUCCAAGAAGAUGAAAAUCUCAGUAACAUGGGAAAAAAGAACUCGGGACUUCUCGGAGGAAGAGUUGAUUACUUUCUCUGACGAGGAUGCAGUGGGCAUCACUUUACCUCACAAUGACAUGUUGGUUAUCACCAUGCUCAUUGGCAACUGUCGAUUGAAGCGUAAAGUAGUAGAGGAGAAGAGUCUCCUGGAGAAAAUCAUACCGGUAACAAGGACCCUUGCUGGCUUCAAUAAGUCAAGCGAAACAACUAAAGGUGAGAUUGAAUUACCAGUGGAAGCCAGAGGAAUCACCAAGGUGACAAAGUUCUAUAUAAUCGACGGUGAUAUACAAUACAAUGCAAUCUUUGGGAGGCCAUGGCUUCACGACAUAAAAUCAGUCCCCUCAACAUUGCAUUUGCUGCUCAAAUUUCCUACCCCAAAUGGGAUCAAGCAUAUUCGGGGAGAGAAGUCGGCGUCGAAGGAGAUGUUUGCCAUUAAGGAACCUGCAGCAAUUCAAAGUCCAUCUGUGCCUGACGAAUAG